Molecule: messenger RNA, 2992 nt
Organism: Psammomys obesus (fat sand rat)
Lineage: Eukaryota; Metazoa; Chordata; Mammalia; Rodentia; Muridae
Gene: CUNH2orf69
Product: chromosome unknown C2orf69 homolog
Exons: 2
Coding region: 44-1144 (366 amino acids)
Cellular component (GO): mitochondrion
Source: RefSeq, a predicted model, not a curated record
CCCGCCCUCGCCGCCCGGUGCGCGGCCCUCGCGGCUGGACCCCAUGAAGGGGUUCUGGCGGCCGCGGUCCCCGGCGCUGGUGCUGCUGCUCCUGCGGCCGCUGCUCGCCUCCGGAGACUCCGCGUCUCGCCCGCAGGCCCGAGCCAUGAACCCGGGAGGCUGCGCGCGGGGCUCCCCGGAGGACAGCCACCGUUUGCUGCGCACCACCGUGCCGGGCUCCGACCCGCAGCGCCGCAACGAGCUGCUCCUGCUGAUGGCCGGGGAAGGAGCCGCCGCGGAGCCGCGGCACCACGUCCUCUACUUCCCCGGGGACGUGCAGAAUUACCAUGAAAUUAUGACUCGUCAUCCUGAGAAUUAUCAAUGGGAAAAUUGGAGUCUAGAAAAUAUUGCCACCAUUUUAGCCCACCGUUUUCCCAAUAGUUCUAUUUGGGUAAUAAAGUGUUCCCGAAUGCACUUGCACAAAUUCAGCUGCUAUGACAAUUUUGUGAAAAGCAACAUGUUUGGUGCACCAGAACACAGUCUGGACUUUGGCGCCUUUAAGCAUUUGUAUAUGUUAUUAGUUAAUGCUUUUAACUUAAGUCAGAAUGGUUUGCUGUCCAAGAACAGGAGCGCUUGGAAUAAGGAUUGUAAAGCAUCUAACUGCGAGUCUAACUCUUCUACUGCUAGCAGUGGUGGCCAGGAAGAAAAGGAGAGGACCUGUGAAAACGUGGAUGAGUCUGCCAUGAGCUUUGCUCUACCAUCAUUGAAUGCUGCAUCGUUUACUUUGAUUGGAUUCAGUAAAGGCUGUGUGGUUUUGAAUCAGUUGUUGUUUGAGUUGAAGGAGGCCAAGAAAGACAAGAACAUAGAUGCUUUCAUCAAAAGCAUAAGAACAAUGUAUUGGCUGGAUGGUGGUCAUUCUGGAGGAAGCAAUACUUGGAUCACAUAUCCAGAAGUCCUGAAAGAAUUUGCUCAAACAGGGAUUACUGUUCACACGCAUGUCACACCUUAUCAAGUACAUGAUCCAAUGAGAUCCUGGAUUGGAAAGGAGCACAAAAAAUUUGUUCAGAUCCUCAGGGAUUUGGGUAUGCAGGUGACUAGCCAAAUUCAUUUUGCAACAGAAACGCCUUCCAUAGAGAAUCACUUCAGGGUUCAUGAAGUAUUCUGAGACUACUAAUGUGCUUGCUUAAUGGAACUUAAGUACCUUGUUAUAAGUACGGAUGAUGAGAUGCAAGAUUAAUUAGAUGCAUCAUCAGUUUGUGGGCUAAGAAGAUGCACAUUCCAAAAGUCUGAGUGUCAAAUACAGUAAGAUUCCUUGCUUGUGAAUGUGGGCAAUUUUAAAUUUUGAUUGGACUAGAAUUAAUUUGAAAUCUAAAAGGGUAGUUUGUGAUAAUUCUGUGACCUUUAAAAUGAAAGAAGCUUGAUGUUAGUUUUUUAAAAAGCUAACAAAAUUGGUGUUGGAAAUAGCUGACAUUCUGAGACCUGUUUUAAACUAGCUUUGGUAAUAACAACCUUCAGCCCUUGAAACAUUUCACUUGUGUGUGUCCAAGGCUCUAGGAGAUUGGGGGACAUCUGUACCCUACAUUCUGACUCAUGUUUUGUAACCCCCUGGUCUCAUUGUCAGUGUUCCACCAAGUGUUCUGUUUGGUUUUUUUAAAUCAAAAUAUAUUUAUUCCCUUAUAUCCAGGAUCACAGAAUUAUAUAGUUGGGUUUUUUUAGAAGAUACUACGCUAAGCACUGCAACUUAAUUCUUAAUUGACAGUUUUUAAUUAUCUGUUAGUGUGCUCUCAAAGGGAGACAGAUUCCACAGACCUAAAUCAGCGUCUCUUCAGCAGCAUGGUUUUGUCUGCCAAGAGAAAAUAGCUUUCUUUGGCCAAAUGUAAAAUUACAUUGAGAUAAGAAAGGUUACAAAGGAAAGUUUGAAGAUACAAAUAAUUUAAAUUUUGGCCCAGAAACUGAAUUUGCUUAACACUGCUACAUAAUUUGGGUGAAGCUUCCUUCUGCCCAUUUUUCUUUACUAAAUAAAUGAUUUUGAGAGACCUAGAUCUAACGAAUUUCAAACAAUAUUGGAACAUAGCUGUGGUUAUAAAAAGUGGUCAAGCACUUUUUAUUUAUGAAUAAAGCUUUGUAGGUCAUGAAAUAACCAAGCAGGUAAAUAUCACGCUGCUUUGGGAUCGAAAAGAAAAUGAUUAGUAUCUUAAGGGCCCAGAGAAUAUUUAUUGAACAAUAUGGAAAGUGUUAAUUUUUUGGGUUUCUCCCAAAAUUACAUUUUAAUCAGCCUACAAAUAUAUUCCAAAUACUCAACUCAUGAUAAAGGACUCUUACCCCAGAUAUUUAAAAAUGAACAUGAUUCCAUCAACUACUGAUGAGUGUACAUUUUGUAAGAAGUUUUAUGUUCCACUUUCUUUGAAUAUCUGUUCUUUUGAGAUCAGCACUUCCCAUUGUAGAAACAACUCAUCUGGUUUCUAACUUAUUACAUAUUUCCUUAACUUUAAGCCCUGUAAUUAGAUGGCUGCCUUCAAUUUGUUUAAUAAUCCUGAAAUGAAUCAUAUAAUGGAAAAUAGCUGCAUUACUGAACGGCCAUACAGAGGGCUUUAGUUUUCAUAAGGUUGACUGAAGUGGAAAGAGGCUUUCUGUUUUAUUUUUAAGAAUUCAUUUUAAAAGUCUGAGUAAGUUCUUCAUCUCUCCACUCACGUGAAUGUCCAGUUGUUAUGUUAAAGUGGAUGUUGAUCCGAUGGACACUAGAACUGCCAUCACCUCUGGAGACAGUGUUGAAUAGACAAAUACUCUGGAAUGGAAAUGAUUGUGUUAACCCACACAUAGGUAUUUCUGUUUAAUACUUCAUAUUGGUCCAUUCCCACAUCUGUUUAAAAAGCUUUGUUAAAAGUUGUUCUUGUAAACAUGUGUCCUACUUGAUUGUGCCUUUGUAAAGUCACUGAGAGAAGUGGUCCUACAAAUGUGAACGCUGUUACCACUGCAACAUGAAUGUAUAAUUACAUUAAAAAUAAUCCACAGG